CAUUACUUUUUACGUAAUAAUCGCUGAUCUCUCCCUCCGUAGCCUUGUUCCCGUGGACGUUGUAUCCCUGCAAUUAUGUCUUUCCCUAGAGUUGUCAAGUCAAUAGUUCGUGUAUCAAGAGUUUGCCCAAAAGCUGAAUUAUUUCCACGUGCACGAAAGCAAGACCUGUGGCGGUGUUUGAGGCCAUACAGAGGGCACUUUGCCAUCAGACAGGUAUCAUCAUCCAAGCAGAGACAUUCACAAGCCAGCUCCAGCAGACCACAUGAGGGCGCUUCCUCUUCUGACAGUGCACCUCCCUCAGUCUUUGGUCAUCUCCUCUUGAUCAUUCCAGCUGCUGCAUUUUGCCUGGGAACUUGGCAAGUGAAACGUCGCAAAUGGAAGCUUGGUUUGAUCCGGGACUUGGAGGCACGAACUACUGCUGCUCCAGUACCCCUCAAAUCAUUAGAGAAAGUUGAUGUUGAAGCUUUAGAGUACCGACGGGUAAUGAUAAGAGGAGAGUUUGAUCACUCCAAAGAGAUUCUCAUCUUACCACGUACGUUGAAUAAACCUCCUGCAAAGGAUGCUGGGAGUUUGAUAUCAAGGGGAGAAUCAGGUGCUCAUGUAGUCACUCCAUUUUAUUGCCCAGAUCUAGGCGUUAGUAUUCUAGUGAACCGAGGGUUUGUUCCCAAGCGUAACUCCAACCCAGCUAGCAGGCAACAGGGCCAGAUUUCAGGGGAAAUUCAGCUGAUUGGACUUGUAAGAAAAACAGAGAAGCGAGCAGCCUUCAUGCCCCAGAAUGAUAUUGAAAGAGGUCGCUGGUAUUAUCUUGACCUUGAAGAGAUGUCAAGGGUCACCGGAGCUGAGCCUGUCAUGAUUGAUGCUGAUAGCUCAUGUGACAUUCCUGGAGGUCCCAUCGGAGGUCAAACAAAGGUCACACUGCGAAAUGAACAUCUGCAGUACAUCAUAACUUGGUACAGUCUGUCGUUCUUGACUGGUCUCAUGUGGUACUUUGGAAUCUUUAAGAAGAGGAGAAUGCUUAGCAAACCUGUGCUGUAACUCUCUAGAAAUGAAGGAUUCAAUUUGUAUAUAGGUUACCUCCUUGCAACGUCCCCCCUUUAUCCUCGCCCAUUUUACGAAUCUUGUCUAAUAAAUAAGUGAGAGUUAGACAGAAUGGGUGGAAGAAACCAAUAUAGGAUAGGGAAGUAGAGCAGAAAUGGGUGGGGCAGGGAAUCACAUACAGUGGGGGGGCAAAGUUUUGUUCAGAAAAGAACUGGUUGAGGUACAGUGAAGCUUAAAUUUGAGAUAUAAUUUCCAAAUUUCAGAAGAUAAUAAGUUUUAGAAGAUAAAGGUAAUAGUUAUUCCUUUUCUACUCUUCUAGACUCAUCUUUAAUGUGCACUGUGAUGUCAGGCCUAAACAGAUAAUGAGGGAAAAACAAGUUGAAAAGUUAAUUUAGAGUAAUUGUGUAUUGUGGGAGUGGAAUACUUGGCAGUUUUUCUGUUGUUUUUUUUUUUUAUCUUAUUCUCAGAAAUACAUACUGGGGAAAGCAUUUUCAACAAACAAUACUGAUUAAAAAAAUCGUGUCCAUACUUUCAUGUUAAGCCAUGUUGCCUAAAAAUCACCUCUAUUCAUGCUCAUCAUUUGGCAGGGAAGCAUUUGGGACAUUUCUUUGUAAAAAAUGAUAUUCUACACAAUCACAUGAAUGUCUGCCUUCUGUUGGAAUUUUUAAUCAUCUUUCAGAAAUAAAACAUGAUCGUUGGAAGGAAGAAAAAUGGGUUUCUUUGAUUGAAAUAAUCUACAUAGAAA
This is a messenger RNA of Acanthaster planci (crown-of-thorns starfish), 1783 nucleotides long. Its product is annotated as surfeit locus protein 1-like. Gene Ontology annotation, biological process: mitochondrial respiratory chain complex IV assembly. Lineage: Eukaryota; Metazoa; Echinodermata; Asteroidea; Valvatida; Acanthasteridae. The record is from RefSeq and is a predicted model, not a curated record. Gene Ontology annotation, cellular component: mitochondrion; membrane.